Molecule: messenger RNA, 1148 nt
Organism: Vicia villosa (hairy vetch)
Lineage: Eukaryota; Viridiplantae; Streptophyta; Magnoliopsida; Fabales; Fabaceae
Product: pto-interacting protein 1-like
Exons: 5
Coding region: 176-727 (183 amino acids)
Biological process (GO): protein phosphorylation
Molecular function (GO): protein kinase activity
Source: RefSeq, a predicted model, not a curated record
CAAAUAUUAUAGUGUUUUCAUCCAAAUGUUAUAGUGGUUCGUUGCUUCUAAUCUUGUUUGCUUACUUUUUUUACUUUCUUUCUGGAUUUUGUAGUAAAAAUUAUGUAUACUUUCAAUGUUUUUGUAUGUGAUUUAACAAUGUUUAUAUUGAAACUUACCUUCAGAAUAUAGGAUUAUGGGUUGCUUUGGCUUCUGCAAAGAGAAUGAUUCUUAUACUACUGCUGACAGAGGAAACUUCAUGCAAAACAAUCCCAAUGCAGGGAACUCUAGUUAUCAUGGAAGACACACGACAGUAACCAUUCCCCAGCCUAUAAAUCUCCAACCGAUUUCUGUUCCUUCCAUUACAAUAGAUGAAUUGAAGUCUGUCACUGAUCCGCUGUCGCACGCGGAUCAAAAACGAGUUGUUUUGAAUAAAACUGUAGAUAGCGACAAGCGACUCGAAUAUCGUCUCUCAAGGAUUCUUAUCGUUCCUUCCAUUGUCGAGCUUCUUACUUACUGUGUUUACUGCCCUUUCCGUGCCCUUGCUUACGAGUAUGUUCCAAAUGGAUCCUUUCAUGACAUUCUACAUGGACGCAAAGGUGUAAAGGGUGCAGAACCUGGUCAAGUUUUAUCAUGGGCUCAAAGAGUUAAAAUCGCUGUUGGAACAGCCAGAGGACUUGAAUAUCUUCAUGAAAAGGCAGAAACAUGUUGCUAUGAAUGUCAGUUCAUGAUGGUGGCAGUCAAUUGAUAACAUUGAGGCUGACUCAGAUGCUGAACAGGUGGCAAAAGAAAAAAGCUUCCAUGAGAUUUUUUUCAAUGGGUUGUUUGGGAGAUUGAUUCGUAAAUCUAAAACAGCAAAAGGAGAAAGGGAGUUUUUACUGCAGAAAGACACGGGUCUGCAAUCAGUUCUUGUUCUUCUGCUAUUGAGUUUGUAAGGCAUAAAUUUUCGUUGGUUGCUGAAGAUUGUGAUGAUACCAGUUCAUCGGCUAUGGAACCCGAAAGCACUAACAUGUUUCAAUUCGCCAAUUAAUGAUGUCACCAAUGUUAGUAACAUUAAAGACACAAUAACUUUCUAUACAUGCUCUUAUUCUCUCCAUGCUCUUUCUUAUUGUUAUGCUUUCAUUUGCUUUCUAUACUGAUACAUAUUUAUAAGAAAGAUUUGUUGUCAA